This is a messenger RNA of Brettanomyces bruxellensis, 1065 nucleotides long. RefSeq lists its product as uncharacterized. The coding region runs from base 1 to 1065 and encodes 354 amino acids. Gene Ontology annotation, biological process: L-threonine metabolic process. Gene Ontology annotation, molecular function: homoserine kinase activity; ATP binding. Lineage: Eukaryota; Fungi; Ascomycota; Pichiomycetes; Pichiales; Pichiaceae. The record is from RefSeq and is a predicted model, not a curated record. The transcript has a single exon.
AUGGCUAGAGAGUUCGUCAUUAGGGUUCCGGCAUCUUCGGCUAACAUUGGUCCAGGUUUUGACGUUUUGGGUAUAGGCCUCAACCUAUAUCUGACGAUAAAUGUAAAGAUAGAUGCGGAACAAUUUGGGGAAGAAUCCAAGAAGGAUCCAUUCAACUGUCUAAUAUCAUACGAGGGUGAAGGUGCUGAUGAGGUUCCAUUUCAAUCAGAUAAGAACUUUCUUACACAGACAGCACUUUAUGUUUUGAGGGUCAAUAGUGUGAGAACUUUCCCACUCGGAACUCGUAUUUUAGUUCAUAAUGACGUGCCACUAGGACGUGGGCUUGGAUCCUCUGGAACUGCAGUGGUUGGAGGAGUGUUGCUUGCAAAUGCCAUUGGAGGUUUUGGAUUUUCCAAACAAAGGUGUUUGGAUUAUUGUCUUAUGAUAGAAAGACAUCCAGAUAACAUUACGGCAUCGAUGAUGGGGGGUUUUGUUGGAUCAUUUUUGAGAGAUCUUUCGAAAUCCGAGUCUGAAAGGGUUCACCAACCAUUGGAAAAUAUACUUUCACCAAAGAAAGGUGAAACAAGUACAGACGCUCCUUCAAAUCUCGGAACCCACGUUAAGUAUCAUAUGUCUGAGAAGAUCAAAUGUGUUGCGAUUAUUCCACAAUUUGAGGUCAGCACGAACAAAUCACGUUCCGUUCUUCCUAGUUCAUACAGCAGAGAGGAUAUUGUGUUUAAUUUACAGAGAUUGGCCGUGCUAACGUCGGCAGUUGGUGCAGAAAAUUUAGAUCCAGCUUUGAUUUACAGUGCUAUGCAAGAUAGAUUACAUCAACCUUACAGAAAGGUGCUAAUACCGGGUCUUUCAGAGGUUAUAACGAAGUUUACACCGGAGAAUCAUCCAGGAUUAUUGGGUAUAUGCUUAAGUGGAGCCGGACCUACUAUUCUUUGCUUGGCAACAAAAAAUUUCAAUCAGAUAGCCUCAGAUGUGAUAGAGAUCUUCAGAAAGAAGAAUGUUAUUUGCAAAUGGCGGUUGCUAGAGCCAGCAUACGAGGGUGCAACAGUGGAGGAAAUAAGCAAACUAUAA